This is a messenger RNA of Rotaria sp. Silwood1, 8504 nucleotides long. Lineage: Eukaryota; Metazoa; Rotifera; Eurotatoria; Philodinida; Philodinidae. The record is from the annotation of a GenBank genome assembly.
AUGUGGUUAUCAGCAGAAGAAGCGACAGUAUUAGACAAUGCGUUGAUUACUAUGGAACAUUUAUAUAAAAAUGGAAUGGUUGAUAUUCAUUUACGACAUUUAACAAGACAACAGUCCUAUUAUGAGAUCAGUUACUCAAUAGAUCGUGUUCAAGCUGAUAUGGAACAAUUAAGAAAUGAAAACGACAAUGAGGACAAUGAUGGCAUUGCAGCGAAAAAGAUUGAAUUUCAUCUAUCUAUGUCGGAUAUUGACGAUCAUAAACGACAACUGACAUUCUGUAAUGUUGAUGGUCAACAAUAUUUAAUUUAUAAAAAAGCUUUAAUUGAUGAACAAUUGAAAAUAUUAGAAAGAAUUGAAAAUAUCUAUCGUAUGUUUAAUAAAUUAGAAUUAGUCGGCCAUCCAGAUUAUCAGUUACGAGAUGAACAUUAUGAUAUAUAUCUUCAAGAAGUCCAAGUUGGAUCGAUGUUCACUAAUUUACGAAAUCAUCCGAAUGCUCAACUGGAAAAUGCUGUGCAGCUUCGAAUUCAAAGUUUGGAAUUAACAUACAAUACUUUGAAAAUUACGCAUACCAUAUGGAUAGAAAAUCUAAAGAAAUAUCGUCAGGAAUGUUCACUAUUAGAAUUAUUUUCUAAUCGUGAAAUUAUGAUUUUUAUUAUUUUACUUCGACAAUCGGAUGAACCACAUUCUAUUCGAAAUAAAUUUUUAAAAAAAUUAUUCGAAUUCAGAGAUUUCAAUAAUCAAAAUGAAGAAGAACAAAGAUUGAGUAUAGUUUUUCUUGAACAUUAUCUUCGUUCAUUAAGAAUUCCACAACUAAAUUUAUCAUCAGAUCAUCUUCGGGAACUUUGUCGAAUUUAUAGAAUCGAAGUAGGAUUAAAUCCCGAUGCAUGUUUAAAAAAACUAGCAGGAUUUCUUCAAAAAGUAUUCGAAGAGAAUAAUCCAUGCUUGAAACGAGAACAAAUGCCUGGUGAAAAUGAACAAUAUCUUAUUAGUAUGAAUCGUCAUUCACCCACUAUAAAUCAAACAUCCUGUGUACAAGAUUUUGAUCUCGAUACUUGUUGUAUCCUUAUAAAUAUCUUUCAAAAUCAAUUACCAGCUUCCUAUCAAAUUCUUUGGUGUUCGAAUACUACAGAACAAGAUAUUCAGUUAUUUUUUUCUCGUAUACGAACAUUUACUUCUCUUACUUUUGUUAUAAUGGAUAUUGAUAAAAUGCAUCAUCGUCUUCGAGAAUUACUAUUAAUGGAACAAGAUUCAUUAACGCGUGAAAAAUAUAAACAUGCUCGAGUCUUUUAUUUUUCGCGCGAUUUAACAACAGGUCGAAAAGGUCUACGCCAAUUUGAGAUACCAGAUAAAUACAAAGAUGUUAAUCAAAGUUAUCAACAUCUACUGAAUCUAUUCAAAGAAUAUAAUUGCGUACCACCAGAAAUCAAAGUAAUUUAUGGUAAAGCAGGCAUUGGUAAAACACAUCGUAUCAACAGAGAAUAUAAAACUGAUAAUACAUCAUGCUUUAGUAUAAAUGAUAAAUUAAAUCUUUCAUUAUUAAUUAAUUCAUUUCUAUCACUAAAUUUGAAUGUAAUUAACAAUGAUCCAUCGAUUUUUUUCAAUAUAUCUGUUCAAGCACCAUUUGAAAGUUUAAAUCGAAUAUUAUUUUCUCUUUUUAUAUGUGGAUGUUUAAAUGAUUCAAACAGCGGUCUAGUAUUUUGUUUACCACAUACUCAUACAUGGAAAUUUAUUAUUGAAGUUCCUUAUUCAGAUCAUUGUGAAGUUAGUCUCAUGGAAAAUUACAAGAAAAUUUUACCGAUUCUUUCUAUUAUAUGUCCAUCAACAUUAGAAGAAGUCACGGAUGAAAAUUAUAAACUAUCUAUUAAUGCAGAAGAAGAACUUGUAGCUCGAUUUUUAAAAGCAUUUGAAGACAAAACAAUCAAUCGUAUAGCAGAAAUAACAACUACUGGUCAAGAUAUACCUAUAAGUUUCGAACCUAUAACUGAUACUGAUGAAUGCCGUACAUAUAUAUAUAAGUGUAUUCGAAAAUAUGCUCCAAAUAUUCCAAAAAAUAAAAUCUAUGAGCUUUCAAUUGUAAAAUUUUUAUAUCGUCGUGUACAAUUCUUCGGAGGACAGUAUUAUUGUUGGAAUCAACAUAUUCAACAAUUAGGUACUAUUGCUAUGCAACAAAUGAUAAUUGAAGCUAUAUCUUUAUCAAAUAUUAGUUUUCAAAAUAAUAAUUAUCCUCGUGUUUAUCUUGUUUAUGAUCCUGGAUUUUCUCUACAUUUAUUACAUACCGAUUGGAAUUCUGUUCCAAGUGAUUUAAAAAGUCUUUUUAAGAAUCGUGAUCCAAUAAAAUCUGAAGAAUUUCAAAAUAAAGAUUAUUUUGCUGAAUGUUUAGCAUGGUUAAUUGAUAUUAAAUAUGAAACAUUUAUGAAAAUUAUUGAUGAAACAAAAUUUAUUCUAACAGAAAAUUUUGCUUAUAAACUUUUUCAUGUUCAUGAACGAAAAUUAACAAAAUUAGCUUUAAUUAUUGAAGGUGAUACCGGUGUAGGAAAAACAUUUCUUUUGAAAUUCUAUUCGCUCUUAUUAAAUUCAAAAAAUACAAAUGAUCCUCUUCAAGGAAACAUCUAUCCAAGAAUUCUAGAAAAUUCUCAUCGUUUUCUACUAGAUAUUAUUAAAAAAAAUGUGGAGUCACAACCAAAUAUAUUAGCUGCUUUUCUUCGACAUAUUCAACCAAAAAUUUUAGAUCCUGAAAACGAUGAAGAAACUGAAGCUGAAAUUCUUAAUCAACGACGAAUGUUAUUACCAAUAUUACCAGCUGCACCAGCACAACAACAAAAUGAUGGACCAACUGAUGACAUACUACUGAAAGAUAUAAAACAGUCUUUAGAACAACAUCGAUUUAAUAAAAAUAUUUUAUUUCAUAUUUGGAGAACGACUAUGAGUGUUUCAAAUGAAAAUCCUACAAUAUUACACGGUGAUCUAAUUAAGAGUUUAUAUGAUUAUGUUACCAAUGAAUUAGUCAAUUAUCCAUUGAUUAAAAGUAGCUGUCGACUAGAAGAAUUACUUCAAAAUUCUGUUUCAUCUAGUGUUGAAACAUCCAUUGAGAUAUUCAAAGAAUAUUUAUUUUAUAGUCAAACGAAACCAUUAUUCUAUCGUCUUCUUUUACAUCCUGGUGUUAGUGAAGAACAAUUAAUUGAAUUUAUGACUCCAAUAUCUCAAUUAGCUCGUGAAGUACCUCAAAUAGAAAUUGUCGUUUUCUUUGAUGAAGUUAAUACAGCUUCGUGUCUUGGUUUAUUCAAAGAGAUGUUUACGGAUGGAACGUUACGUGGUAAAAGUAUUCCGAAAAAUAUAUUCUUUACAGCUGCUAUUAAUCCAUAUAUAAAAAUCUCAGAGAAAACUCAACAAGUUCAUCGUACUGAUUAUAUUGUUCAUGAGUUACCACAAUCAUUAAAUUAUUUAAAAGUUUCCUACGGAGCUUUAGAAUCUAAAACAUUAGCUGAUUAUAUUUUUCGAAAAAUAGCCAUGUUUCAAGUUAAUUCAACAACAAAUAGUGAGAAAACAAUGCCAUUAGAUCUUUACGUUCAAGAAACAUUAGCUGAUUCAAUUUUAAAAGCACAAGAAUUUUGUGAAUAUUAUCUAGGACAUAACUCUGUCUCACAAAGAGAAAUUCAACGAUGUUUUAAUUUAAUUAAUUUCUUUUGGGCUCUACGAUAUGAUGAUGAAUUUAAGUUCGAUCAAAAAACUUAUACACCCAAUCCAAUUCGAUGUAUUGCUUUAUCACUUGCUUUAACCUAUUAUUUUCGACUUCCUACAAAAGAAGAUAAUUUACAACGUAAUGAUGACAAAUCACCUUCACGAGAACAAUUAGCUGAACUUCUCUCGGAAUGUAUAGCUGAUUUUCAGAGUAUUGUUCAGCACGAACUUGAAAAAUUCGUAAAUACCAAUAAUUUUGUUAUUCCACAAGGAGUAGCAAUAAAUCAAGCUGUCCGUGAACAUAUUUUUUCUAUCGUCGUCAGUAUUGUCACACGAACAGCACUGUGUAUUAUUGGUGUUCCUGGUCAAUCUAAAACAUUAUCUUUUCAAAUUGUUCUUCAAAAUUUACAAGGUACACAAUUAUCGGCAAAACCAUUUUGUAAACGUCUUCCUGCUGUUGAUCCAUUUUUUUGUCUUGGAUCAAAAUAUAGUUGUUCAGAAGAUAUUGCUUCUGUAUUUGUUCGUGCUAUCAAACGUGAACAACAAUAUGAACAAAAUCAUAUGAAUACACGAUGUGUCGUUUUUUUGGAUGAAGCCUCGUUACCCGAUGAAAAGAAAAUGGUUUUAAAAGUUUUACAUCCGUAUUUAGACGAAUGUAAAGUAGCAUUUGUUGCUGUUGCUAAUAAAGCAUUUGAUGCAGCUAAUGCCAAUCGAAUGAUUUGUAUUUAUCGUUCAUUGCCAUCUGCAGAAGAUCAAAAAGUCUUAGCCUACGGUUGUUUGGGUUUACAACUCGAACAAGGGCAAUCAACUACAGAUAAUUCUCUCGAUAAAAUUAUCUAUGGUUUAUGUCACGGUUAUCGACAGGUUCUUCGUUCAUCCGAUAUACCUCAUAUAUUUCAUGAUCGUGAUUUUAUAUAUAUGCUAAGAGAAUUAAGAUUUGAAUUGAUGAAUUUAAAUGAAACUGAAGAAGCCAAUAUUAGAGAAAUAACACCAUUAAGUUUAUUAAGAGCGUUAGAAGAUAAUUUCAAUGGAGUUCGAGUUGAAGAAUUCGACAGACUAGUCGAUAUUUUUGCUACAGUUGUGGGAGAAAAAUGUUAUGAAUUUCGAUCAUUAAUCGAUGAAAAACAACAAUGUCGACGAAAUAUUCCAACAAUUUUACGUAAUUCAAUGAAAUUAGCUUCAGCACGUCGCCGUCUUUAUGGUAGAUAUAAAUUAAUAAUCGAUGAAUCCAAUGAUGAAAGUGCCGUUCGUCUUCUCUUUCAAUGUGGUAUUCUGAAUAGUGAUCCAAAUCAAACAACAGUUUUUCGAAUGUCUGAUUUUCCUGAUGAUAUCGAUAAUGACUUAAGACAUGUUGAAAUUUUGUCGAAUAUUAAAUUAUGUAUGGAAACAGGCAAAACUAUUCUAAUGAUUAAUACUGGUCGUAUUCAUGGUGCACUUUAUGAUGUUUUUAAUCAAAAUUUUUCGAUAAUGGCUAAUGAAGAAAGUAGAAAAACUUUUUCUAAGGUAGCCAUUGGUCCAAAAACAGUUGAUGUCGUUGUACAUGAAGAUUUUCAAUGUAUUGUUCAUAUAAAACGAAGUGAAUUUAAAGAUAUUCCAGCACCCUUUCUCAGUCGUUUUCAAAAAUAUUCUUUUAGUAUAUCCGAUUUUUAUUUAAUUCAACUGCGAGAACUUUCUAGUGAAGAACAAAAACUCAUGAGAGAUAUCGAAAUGAAAACUAGAUCGUUUAUUGAUCACUUUGGAAAAGAAUAUUUUUAUGGAUUUAAUAAUGAUACAUUAUAUUCAUGUCUUUUAUCAUUAAUUAAACGAAAUGUUCAAGAUGAACUUUAUUUAUCAAAUAUUCAUGAAAAUUACAAUCAAUUAACUAUUCAGUCAAAAGCAUUUAUUGAACAAGAUAUAAAUAAUAAAAAACAAUGUUUUCUUUUUUAUAUUAUAUCAAAACUACUACAAUUAGCAUCACCCGAAUCAAUGAUCUUUAAAUUACCUACAUUUGACGAAAGUACAUCUCGUUUAUUAUGCCAAAAUUAUUUUUAUCAACAAGAACACUUUAAUAUAGAAAAUUUCCUUGAUCGAUUAAUAUCGACUAGCACAUCAGUUAUUAAUGAUAAUGAAUUAAAUAUGAACGAAAAUAUUGAACAAAAACUCAGUAAUAUCAAUAUUACAAAAAAAUUAAUGAUAUUUACUCGAACAUCAUCAUCUAUAAUGAGUUUAAAUAAACAAACAAAAAAUGAUUUGUUUCGUAAAAAUGAUGAAUAUGAUGGGAUGGAACAUGUUGGCGACAAAGUCAAUAUUGUUAAUCUUGCAACAAUUGAAAAUUCCAUUGAGUUAAAUGACCAAUUUCGAAUGUUCGAAAAAGUCAAGGAAAAAUCAAUUCUUAUUAUUGUUGUUGAUGGUCGUAUUAAUCAACAACGUAUACAUAUUCCAUAUAUUCGACAAUUAAUUGAUACAACCGAUCUUAUUUGUAAUUUUUCUCUUGAAAAUCCAUCGAAAUAUUUCAUUAUUCUAAUGCAUUCAUAUGGACAAGAACUUAAUUGUAAAUCAUCCUUUCCUUCAAUAUUCUUGCAUGAUUGGGACUAUUGGUUUCUUGAUACAACAGCACUGGGUAAAGGAUUUCAUUUACAAAAAAUGUUGCAAAUUUUCACAUCCAAAAUUGGAAUAAAUGAUCAAAAAGAAAUCUUAGAUAAUGCUUUUUAUGAUUUAAAUACUCUUUUUGAUGAGUGUCUCGCUGAGUUUUGUUCUCGUUUACAAAUUAAUUUUCUGAAAUUGUCUUGUGAUAUGUUUAAUGAUCAAAAUGCUUAUGAAUUCUAUCAACGUGAAACUUCAACAUAUCGACGUGUACAAUGUCUAAAAAAUAUAUUUCAACAACUUAAUGAAUUACAACAACGUAUCAUAAUAAGUUAUCAUGAAAAUGUUUCAAUGACACAAGAUUCAUUACAAAAAAAUGGUAAUUUGAUUUAUGAACUUUCGAAAGAUACAUUAUGUGGCAAGCUUUUAAACGGUUUAGUGGAUUCUUUACAUUCACACAUAAGAAUAUCCUUUGGAAAUUUUACUUCAUUUAUUUUGAAACAUGUUGUUGAUGAUUAUGGCUUAGAAUCAUUAACUAAACUAUCGAAUAACAAUGAUGAUUAUAGUAAAUUACUUGAAUUAAUCGAUUAUUCAUCAUUUUCUGUCAAUAAUCAAAAUCAAAAUGAUCAUAAGAUGCAGAAAAUAUUAAUAUUGUAUGAUCGUUAUUCCUACGUUCCACAAACUCCACUCUUUUAUUUAUUUCAACAGCGUCUCAAGAAUUUAGCAGAUGAAAUCAAAUCUAAAUUGGCAGAUCAACAAAAUCAACUAAACGGUUUGACAGGUUUUUUUCUUUUUAACAUUUGAAACAAAUCUAAGCAAAAAUUAGUCCUUAACCAUUUACGAUUAUUGAAAUGAAAUCACCUGAAGCACAUUUUUCUUAAAUAUCUUCAUUAGAACAUAUAAAAAGAUAUUUCCUAGAACGUUCUCAUUCAGAGAUUUUUGUAUCGAACUGAUAUCUACGCAGCAAAAAUUGAUGUUGCAUGUGAAACGAAAGACUGAUUCGUAUAUCAUACAGAACUUUAAGAAGGUUUCCAAUUUUACAUUGAAUGUGAAAUCUUUCUUAAGUUUUAUUUCAUAAUGUCGAAAACUUCUUAAAAUUUUGCACCUAUCUUAGGUUUUUAUGAAACCAUGAAAAUUGUUUCAAUUUCGUUACAAAAACAGUUUCGUAUGACAACUAAUUCUUUUCCAGUUUAAAAAUUAUAUAUUGUAAGCCGGAGAAAAAGAAACAAAAUAAUUCGAAAAACUUCGAAUUUAAAAAUGAUAAGUUAAUUUAUAAUUUCAAUCUUUGAUGUAUAGUUUUCAAAAAUUGUAAACAUUUAAAUAGUUGAUUUUUUCGAUUAUCAUGAUAAUUGACAAUAUGAGAUUACUAGCAUCCUUGAUAUCAAUGUAGAAAACUGGGAAAAUAAUGAAACUUUUUACCAAAACUUGAUUGCUUAAUUGAGAGAACUAGUCAUGAAUCUUUUCUUCAUAAAAACGAAAUAUCGAAAAUAAUUACUAUUAAUUCUUUUUCGAUUACAAACUGUCAAUAAGGAAGUAGACUAUCUUUUACUCAGAUAAAUUUGUAAAGUGUUUUGAACUUCAACUUAUCAGUAAAAAUUGAUUGAUAGCCAUACUAACCAUCUUUUACUUAUCGUUCAAUAUAUCAUUAAUUAGGAAAUAUCUAAAAGACAUCUAGUUAAAGUAGUUAUGUUGCAAAAAAUAAAGGAAUGCGCUCGUCUACUUGAAUACGUAGAAAUGAAAAUUCUGUAAGAAUUGCUUUGAGAGAUACUUAGAAUAUGAUUUUUCUUCUAAAUCCUAGCCUUAUUAUGCCAUUUUUAAUUCAUGGAGCUAACGUAGAUUUGUGCACAAAACUUUCUUCAAUGUUUGAAAAGUGAUACAUUCCGUCUCUGACUGAUUAAAAUUUAUUGCAUGAAUCCUAAUCUAGCUUAUGUUAAUCAACAUAAAUCUAUAAGUAACAUAUUUAAAUCGUAGAUUUCAGACUACAAUACUUUUCAACUUUUCUUUGACGAAAUAUGAAUUUUCAGAGCUACACAUUUUUUUUUCUUUAUGAUAUUAAGAAUGUUUUGCAAACAAAUGUCAUCAGAAAGAUGAAAGCCUUUAAUUUUAUUCACAAUUCUUUAUCAGACGGGCAUUACUCCUCAAAACUCAUUUUAAGAGACACUCUGCAACUGGAAGGCAAUCCUUGUUCAACUUCAGAAAUCCUUAUUUCAUAAAUUGUUAAGAGAGGGUCCGCGAGAGGACCUAUCAAUUUUACGUGGAGCCGG